AUGGCGCUCAUCACCUCCCUGAGCCGCGGGAUCACCAUCCGCGCGGCGGCCACGACCGUCAUCGCCGCUCGCGCGACCCGCUCGCGCGUCGCCCCCGCCGGCAUUCGCGCCGUUCGCACCACGCGCUCGAGCCCCUUUGCGCCGGCGGCGGCGGGUCGCUCCGCGAAUGUCCGAGCCUCCGGGUUCAGGUUCCGCGCCAUCUCCACCGACUCCGCCGCGGUUCCGGUCCUCGAGGAGGAGGACGACGAGGAAGUCUCCAACCUCCUCGGCAAGGUGGACAACAUGUACAAGGACCUCAGCGUCGACGACAUCUUCGACGAUAUGGAGGAUGCAGCCAGGCGGGAGGACGACGAUGAGGAUGACGAAGAGGAUGAGGACGACAACAAGCGCGACCCCAUGCACGUGGACAACUUCCCCCUCUCCGACAUCACCAAGGCUGCCCUCCGCAAGCGCGGCAUCGAGACCCUGUUCCCCAUCCAGGCGUCGGUGCUCGAGCCCGCGCUGCAGGGCAGGGACGUGGUGGGCCGAGCGAGGACGGGCACGGGGAAGACCCUCGGGUUCUCGCUGCCCAUCAUCGAGUCGCUCCUCUCCAACCCCAGCAACCGCACCGACAGGUCGCGUAACCCGCGGUGCAUCGUGCUCGCGCCCACGCGCGAGCUCGCGAACCAGGUGGAGAAGGAGAUUCAGGCCACCGUGCCCUCCCUCCGCACCCUCUGCGUCUACGGAGGCGUCGCCAUCUCCAACCAGGAGCGCCCGCUUCGCCGCGGCGUCGACAUCGUCGUCGGCACCCCUGGCCGGCUCAUCGAUCUCAUCCAGCGCGGCUCCCUCAACCUCCACGACAUCGAAUACUGCGUUCUCGACGAGGCGGACCAGAUGCUCGCCGUCGGGUUCGAGGAGGACGUCGAGCGCAUCAUGGAGGAGAUCCCCGAGCAGAGGCAGACUUUCCUCUUCUCAGCGACGAUGCCGUCGUGGGUCACGCGCAUUACCCAAAAGUACCUCGCCGACCACGUCACGAUCGACCUCGUGGGGUCCCAGGAGCAGAAGGUGGCCGAUACCAUCGAUGUCAUGUCCUGCGCGUGCUCCCACACGAGCAGGACCACCAUCCUCGCGGACCUGGUCACCGUGUACGGCAAGGGCGCCAAGGCCAUCUGCUUCACGCAGACGAAGAGAGAGGCUGACGAGGUCACCGCCGCUCUCGGAAGGCGCAUGGCCACCGAGGUGCUCCACGGCGACAUCGCUCAGGCGCAACGCGAACGCACCCUCAAGCGCUUCCGCGACGGCCGCUUCAGCGUCCUCGUCGCCACCGACGUCGCCGCGCGCGGCCUCGACAUCACCGACGUCGACCUCGUGGUUCACUACGAGCUCCCCCAUGACACCGAGUCCUUUGUGCACAGGUGCGGUCGCACCGGCCGCGCCAACAAGAAGGGCGCCGCGAUCGCCAUGUACACCCCCAGGGAAAAGUCCAGGAUCCGCAGCAUCGUCCGCGAGACGGGCGUCAAGUUCAGGGUCAUCAACCCCCCCACCGCGGCUGAGGUGAUGACCUCAUCCGCAGAGCAGGCGUCGAUCGAGAUUGACCUCGUCGACGACGAGCUGCUCCCUUACUUCACCCCGACGGCGGAGAAGAUCCUCGCGGCGGUCAAGAACGGGGGUGCCGAUGGGAGGUCCGAGAGCGAGGUUCUCGCCGCGGCGCUCGCGGCCCUCUCCGGGCACACCGAGCCCCCUCCCCCGCGCUCGAUGCUCACCGGCGACGUCGGCCAGACGACGAUGAUUGCCCGGGGAAACAUGAUCCUCCCCAGGGACCUCCUCCGCGCCAUGUCGGAGGUUUCUCGUGCCGCCGCCGACGGCGUCGGGCGCAUUCGCAUUCUCGCGGAUAACUCCGGCCUGUGCUUCGACAUGCAGCACGAGCAGGUGAAGCCGCUGCUCGAGGAGCUCGACGACGGCUACCUGGGCCCCAUCGGCGUCGAGGUUGCGGAUUCGCUCCCCGAGCUCGUCGAGGAGAGGGACCGCGGGUACGGCGGCGGCGGCGGCGGGCGCGGGUACGGCCGCGGCGGCAGGGGCGGCGGCUUCGGCGGCCGCGGCAGGGGCAGGGGCGGCUUCAGGGGCGGCGGCAGGGGCGGCGGGUACGAGCGCAGGUCCUUCUCCGAUCGCGGCGAGAGGGGCUCGUUCCAACGCCGCGACGACGGGGGUUUCGAGAGGCGCGGGGGCGGGGAUAGGCACGGCGGAUCCUACCGCGGCGGCGGAUACGACCGCGACCGUCCGCGCGGCGGCGGCGACCGCGGCGGCGGCGGCGGCGGCGGCGGCGGGUGGGACCGCGGCGGUUACGGCGGUGGUCGCGGCGGCGGCGGCCCGGCGCGCUACGGAGGGUACGACUGA
Molecule: messenger RNA, 2373 nt
Organism: Micromonas commoda
Lineage: Eukaryota; Viridiplantae; Chlorophyta; Mamiellophyceae; Mamiellales; Mamiellaceae
Product: DEAD/DEAH box RNA helicase
Exons: 1
Coding region: 1-2373 (790 amino acids)
Molecular function (GO): helicase activity; ATP binding; RNA binding
Source: RefSeq, a predicted model, not a curated record